Messenger RNA from Actinia tenebrosa (Australian red waratah sea anemone), 3287 nucleotides. Its product is annotated as heat shock 70 kDa protein 4. Gene Ontology annotation, biological process: protein folding. The record is from RefSeq and is a predicted model, not a curated record. Lineage: Eukaryota; Metazoa; Cnidaria; Anthozoa; Actiniaria; Actiniidae. Gene Ontology annotation, molecular function: ATP binding; ATP-dependent protein folding chaperone. Gene Ontology annotation, cellular component: nucleus; cytosol.
AGGCACGUGAAGGACUACCGGUAACUGAUUGAGACGAGCUUUAAAACUUUAUACACGGCUUUUAUUCACUUUUUUUUAUUCAAAAGAAAAAAGGACGAACAGAGAACAAAGUGAAAAAUGUCUGUGGUUGGAUUUGACGUUGGGAAUCAGUCUUGUUAUAUCGCUGUUGCACGUGGAGGUGGGAUUGAAACGAUCGCCAAUGAAUACAGUGACCGAUGUACACCGAGUGUGGUAUCUCUAGGAGAAAAAUCAAGACAGAUUGGCACAUCUGGAAAAAAUCAGAUGAUUUCAAACCUGAAAAAUACUAUAAGUCAGUUUAAGAGGUUAAUUGGUAGGAAAUUUAGUGAUCCUGUUGUGCAACAAGAAAUCCAAGACUUGCCUUACCAAGUGGUAGAACAGCCUCAAGAUCAAAUUGGUAUCAAGGUGCGAUAUUUAGGUGAAGUGGAAGUUUUCUCUCCAGAGCAAGUAAUGGCAAUGCUAUUUACAAGACUAAAAACCACGGCAGAGAUAGGUCUUGGUACUAAAGUAACAGACUGUGUUGUAUCGGUACCUAGCUAUUACACAGACAGACAGCGGCGAACAAUGCUUGAUUCUACUGCAAUGGCUGGUUUGAAUUGCUUGAGACUUAUGAAUGAUACAACUGCAGUGGCCCUUGCUUAUGGUAUUUACAAGCAAGAUCUGCCGACAGACAAAGCAAGGAAUAUAGCAUUUGUUGAUAUGGGACAUUCAUCACUGCAAGUAGCCAUCUGUGCAUUUUUAAAAGGUCAACUAAAAGUGCUUUCAGUUGAUGCUGAUCCUACCCUUGGAGGAAGAGACUUUGAUAAAAGAAUAUGUCAGAAAUUCAUUGAAGAAUUCAAGCAAAAGUACAAGCUAGAUGUGUUAACCAAUCCUAAAGCUAAAGUUAAGCUCACAAAUGAAUGUGAAAAGCUUAAGAAACUCAUGAGUGCCAACUCCACAGACAUCCCAAUCAACAUUGAAUGCUUCAUGGAAGACAUGGAUGUGACUGGAAGAAUGAAAAGGGUUGCAUUUGAAGAACUCUCAGUGGAUCUGAUACAAAGAUUUGAAAAACCUUUAAGAAGAGCUCUAGAGCAGUCAGGAUUGAAACCUGAUCAACUUGAAGGUGUAGAGAUAGUUGGUGGUUCAACUCGUGUUCCCAUAUUGAAAAAUAUCAUAAAGAAUGUCUUUGGAAUGGAGCCAAGUACAACAUUGAAUGCCGAUGAAGCUGUUGCCAGGGGAUGUGCAUUACAAUGUGCAAUGCUUUCACCAACAUUCCGUGUACGAGAAUUUUCUGUCAAUGACAUUGCACCAUACCCAAUUGUUCUGACAUGGAAAUCUCAAAGUGAAGAAGACCCAGGAGAAAUGGAAUUGUUCACUCCCAACCAUCCAUUCCCAUUCUCCAAGAUGCUGACCUUUCACCGUAAAGAACCAUUUGAUCUUGAGGCUCAUUAUAAAAGCUCAACAGAUUUGCCAAUCAAAAAUGGCUUCAUUGGUCACUUUUCUGUCAAUAAUGUGGUACCUUCUCAAGAGGGUAGUUCAUCAAAAAUCAAGGUUAAAGUGAACAUGGAUGUUCAUGGAAUAUUUAAUGUGAGUGGAGCACAGCUUGUUGAGAAGAUUGAAUGUGAGCCAGAACCAGAAGCAAUGGAGACUGCUCCAGAAACACAGAAGAAAGAAGAACAAGCAGAUGGGGAGGUCCCACCAGCAACUAAUGAUAGCGAGGAUGCCAAGAAAACUAAAGCAGAGGAACCCAUGGAUGUUGAGCAGGAAAAUAAGGCAAAUGGAAAAAAAGACAAGAACUCUGAAAAUAAGAAGGACGAAGGCUCUAAAGCGAAGAAGAAAAAACAUGCUGUGAAAACCAAUGAUCUUCCAAUACAAAGUGUUGUCCCUUCCCUAGACAAAAAACUCCUUAAUCUGGCUAUUGAAAAAGAGAACAAUAUGAUAAUGCAGGACAGACUGGAGAAGGAAAGAGCUGAUGCUAAAAACAGUGUUGAAGAAUAUGUGUACAAUAUGAGGAGUAAAAUAUAUGACAUGUAUCAAAACUUUAUAAGUGAUGCUGACAAGGAGAAAUUUCAGAAGGUAUUGGAUGAUGCAAAAAACUGGUUGUAUGAGGAUGGUGAGGACCAAAAAAAGAAGGUUUACAUUGACAAACUAGCAAGUUUAAAGAAAAUUGGAGAUCCAGUGGUGAACAGAUAUAAGGAAUCACUAACAAGAUCAGAAGCCUUUGAAAGUCUUGGGAGGUCAAUUCAACAAAUGAAGAAAGUUUUAGAUCUUAUAGUCCAAAAGGAUGAGAAAUAUGAUCAUCUAACUGAGGAAGAAGUAAAGACAGUUGAGAAAGCUGUGAAAGAGAAGGAAGACUGGUUAAACUCCAAGUGGAAUGCACAAGCCAAAAUACCAGAGAACAAAGACCCUGUUGUAUUAACAGCAUCCAUCCUUGCUGAAAAACAGCAACUAGAAACCAAAUGUAAUCCAAUUGUCAACAAACCUAAACCCAAAAAGCCUGAACCACCACCAAAAGAGGACGAAAAGAAAAACGAAAUCAAUAAAGAAGAAAAAACGGAAUCGGAGCCUAAAGAUACCAAGGAAGAUGAAAAAAUGUCUGAAGAUAAAUCUCCUGAAGAUGAAAAUAAAUCAGUAGACAUGGAUGUAGAUUAGAUACUACAUUAGAUAUUUUCAAGCAAGUACUAUAAUGGCUAACUAUGAAUGACGGGUAAUGAAGUGCUAAAUAAGAACAUGUUACUAUGGUUACGAGUAGCUACUGGAUAAACAUCAAGCAAGUACAAUAAUAAGCCGACUACAGCCAUGAUGAGUAAUGAAGUGCUAAAUAAGAACACGUUACAUAAACAUCAAGCAAGUACUAUGAUAGGCUAACAGUUAAGUAGAAGAUAACAACAGGUCAUGUUGGUUACUAGUAUACUGUACAUGUACAAGAUACUAUGUGUAGCAGUACUUACACUAGCGUCAUGUUAGUUACUAGUAUUACUAGUAUUACUGUGGCGUCUUGUUGGUUACUAGAAGUUCAUUCUUAUCAACUGCAUUAGGAUAUUUUUUAUUUUUGUUUAUUGAAGGAGAUGUUGGAUUAUUCCAUAAUAGGUUUAAUAAAACGGGUUAUUUUGUGUGUCUUAAGGUAACCAAUGGUUCAGUUUCCAGCUAGUACUGGACAAAAGAUAAAGUUUGCAGCUUUGUCAACCUAAUUGAAUAAAUAAAACACUGUGCACUAAGAUGAUAUCUGUGAGUCAGUGUUAUACUAUUGAUAAGGUAUUUUAUGAAUAUUAAAUUGACAUUUCUUCGUA